GUACCAUCCAUAAUGUUAUGAACUUUUUCCCCCAAGCACAUGUACUAUUAAAAAGAAGGAGCUAUGACGUGUAACUGGAUUAGGUAUGCAAAUGAAAUGGUGCAGAGAGAUUAAAUUAACGAUUCGGCGACAAAUCGUGGUCAGAGUAAUUAAGGUCUUUGUAAAACGAUCAAGUGUAUUCGAUGGUUACAAUUAAGCCGCACUGCACUGAGCUCUAUAGCGCAAAUUCCACAAUAAACAACAUAAUCGGUACAUUAUCUAAAUAAACGUGACUUACAUUUCCAGUCGACAUAUGACCAUAUAUUCGUUAUUGCUACAAGAUUCAUUUUCUAUAUACCGAGAUACUGAUUUUGCAGACAUGACAUACAGUUAAUUAUUUAGCCGCAUUCAGCUGCAGUUCUCUACCUCAGCUACAGCUUCAACGUAAGCAACACCUGUAUUCAUUGUCUGGCGCAGUCGGCUAUUAAAUUCUAGUUAAUAAACAGUUUGUUUCUACUAUAGGGUUAAUUGCUUUUUAAAACUGUAAUAUUCCAAAGCAGCGCCAGAGAAACCAACUUUAAAAUCAGAAAAUCGCAAGUAUCUUUACAUAUAACCUUAUCGGCAAAUGAAGGGAUGAUAAAACAUUACACGCCAGGGUCCAAAGCGAUCUGUGCAGACAAAGGAUAUUUGAACAUUUUUGACGAGUGAGGAUUAUUUUUUUCUUUUUUCCUCCUAUCUAGCAAUCCCUCGGCAGACAGGUUUUUGCCAUUGCAGCUCAGCAGAGGGUGUUAGAUCUGUCUCAGAGCACAAGGCUGUAGCGAACAGAGCCUUUUCGUAACCCCGUUUAUAAAUAAGAAACACGGGGUGGAAAUAUAACCUGGAGAAAAUGACCAAGAGCGAAAAGAGAAAGAUGCAAGGAUUUUGGAUUUUUUUAAAUGCCCAUGAUCGGCUGUAAAUUUUCGAUUCUGUUUCAUUUCAGCACCGGGGAGUGAGAAAAGCACCCACUAGAAGAACCGCACUGCAAGGAAAAAUAAAUAAAUAACCGACGGAUUAUUAUUUUUUGGAACAAAAGGUCAGUUGUAAAAUUAAGAUGCGUGGCAGAGCGAUGCGUUUAGUUAUAAUUUUGCUGUUUUCAGCUGCAUAAUGGUGUUUCGAACAAAAGAAAUUGUUCAGUAGGCUAUAUAGCAUUUUGUGAGUAACAGUGCACGUCUGGACAAAGCUGGCUACAUUGGAAUGGGUGAAAAUACUUACUGUCGUCGUAAUUUUUAGACAGCAUUUUAAUGUAAAAUGUCAAAUACUUGAUUUUCUUCAUCGCAUUCAUGCCUUGAAAUCGGAAUGAAUUGUUCGCAUUAAAAUGCUGCUUUGGAUUGUGUUGCUGAAGGCGACUCUUUGUGUUGCUAUUGGGAAUGUUACAAGGGACAUUUGUAAAGAGCAGAUCUGCUCAUGCAAUGAAAUAGAGGGUGAUUUGCACAUUGACUGCGAGAAAAGGAGCUUUUCAAAUCUCCACCAUUUAACUGGUCCCAGCUCUCAGUUUUAUCACUUGCUACUUCACGGAAAUUCAUUGUCAAGACUGUUUCCCAAUGAGUUCGCUAACUUUUAUAAUGCUGUUAGUUUACAUUUGGAAAACAACGGUUUGCACGACAUUGUUCCCGGUGCUUUUCUGGGAUUGCAGCUUGUCAAACGACUUCACAUAAAUAACAACAAGAUACGAUCGUUUAAAAAGAGCACAUUUUUAGGCUUGGACGACCUGGAAUAUUUGCAAGCGGAUUUCAAUCUGCUGAGAGAUAUUGACCCAACUGUGUUUAGAGACCUAAAUAAACUUGAAGUUUUAAUUCUGAACGAUAACCUUAUCAGUGCACUUCCCAAUAACGUGUUUCAGCACGUCCCGAUAACCCAUCUCGAUCUGCGUGGGAACAGAAUUAAAACGUUGCCUUACGAAGGACUUCUUGAGCAAAUACCAGGGAUAGUGGAGCUUUUAUUAGAGGACAACCCCUGGGACUGCAACUGCGAUCUGGUUUCUUUAAAGGAAUGGCUUGAGAAUAUCCCAAAGAAUGCUUUAAUCGGAAGGGUCAUCUGUGAGGCGCCAACCCGACUGCAGGGAAACGACCUAAACGACACGACAGAAAUCGAUCUGUGUCCUUCAAAGAGUGGGAUUGAUUCCAGUUUGGUUGCCCCUCCUACCCAAGAAGAGACUGCUGAUUCUGGACCACUUUCAACGCCUUAUAAAAUACAUGGCGAAGUCGAGUCCCCGACGCCAGGAUCUGGGCAAAAGUGGCGUUCAAAAUCACGGGAAAACUGGCAGCUGAAAAACAAGCCCACGGCUAUGGCGCCUGCAAACAGCAAAAGCGAGCAGCAGUACAUCGUGUCAUGCCCGGUUUCGUGUAGCUGUAAACUGCUGGAGUCCAGACAAGGUCUCAGAGUUAAUUGCGAGGGCAAAAAAAUAGCAACAUUGUCCAGCCUAAAGCCUAAACCCACUAGUGUGCAGGAACUCAAUCUAAGAGACAACAACAUACACAGUGUGAAAAAGAAUCAAUUUCAAGAUUAUCAGAAUAUGACUCUGCUUGAUUUGGGAGGAAAUAAUAUAAAAUUAAUAGAAAACUCCACCUUUCAAAAUCUAACGGGAUUGAGAUGGCUAUAUAUGGAUAAGAAUUAUUUGGAUACACUGAUCCCUGAGAUGUUUACUGGAUUGCAAAAUCUGGAAUAUCUAAGUCUGGAAUAUAAUAAUAUCCAAAUGAUAACUGCAGGGACAUUCAACCCCAUGCCUAAUUUGAGGGUUUUGUUUCUUAACAACAAUCUGUUAAAAUCACUACCUGUGGAUGUUUUUCUUGGAGUGUCCUUGUCAAAAAUUAGCCUGCACAAUAAUUACUUUGCAUUUCUCCCUGCGGCCGGUGUCUUAGACCAGUUAAAUGCUAUUAUACAAAUUGAUUUGCACGGCAAUCCAUGGGAGUGUUCGUGCAAUAUAGUACCCUUUAAACAGUGGACUGAAACGCUUGGAUCAGAGGUUGUAGUGAGCGACUUAAAAUGCGAAUCGCCCGAAGAAUUCUGGAAAAAAGAUUUCCGGCUGAUCAGUAACGACCUGCUGUGCCCCCAGCUUUACAGCAAAAUCCUGCCCACAUAUUCAUCUAAAAACAAUUCAAUUUCCGCAGACAAGGGGACGCGGUCCAACUCUUACCCGGAACCGAGCAGAGUUUCCAUCUCUGUGCUGGUCCCCGGUCUGCUCUUGGUUUUUGUCACAUCUGCGUUCACUGUUGUUGGAAUGCUUGUCUUUAUCUUAAGGAAUCGUAAAAGGUCAAAGAGAAGAGACGGAAACUCGUCGGCUUCGGAGAUAAAUUCCCUUCAAACAGUGUGCGACUCAUCGUACUGGCAUAGCGGGCCUUACCUCGCAGACGGUGCGCACAGAGCCUAUGACUGUGCUACUCACACGCUCACUGACUAGUAUUGUGGAGAACUAGAAAACAAUAAACAAAGGAAUACAAACAGUAAAAGAGCGAUCUAUUCCGUGUACUGCUUUACAGACGGGAAAAAUUGCUAAAAUGCAACGCAUUCGCGUGGUCGAAUAUAUAGUCUAUUUUUGUUCGUUUCAGUUGACUACAGUGCCAGUAAAUAUUUACGAAUGAACUAUUUGUAAUAUAUGUACAGAUCCUCGCCAAUGCAGAUAAUUUGCAAUGAGAACACAUGAAAGAAGAAAGAAGACUUGGUUGGAAAGAGCUGCACGAGCGCAUGAUUGUAAUGUACAAAAAUGACUGUAUCAUACCUGCAUGAUUCGCAUGGUCUCAAAGAACCACUGCGAUCCAUAGCUGUAAAAUGAAAAACAUAUCUAACCCCGUCCUUAAUGUUAUAUAUAUAUUAAAAGUGCCAUUUCUCUAUUUUUUGUGAAAACGCGGUAACGAUUUGUAUUCAUUGUUUAAAACAGUAACUUGCAGACAGAAUGCAGAAUUUAUGCACGUGUUUUGUUGCUCAUUUUUAUAGAGGAUUAAGGGUAAUUAUACUUUUCGCAGAUUUUGCAUAUCUGCUGAGUCACCUCCUCCUGAAUGUAAGCUGUGCUGUUGCUCCAGUGUGCCAGUAGUAAACAUUCAGAGAUACAGAUGCAGAUAAGGGUGGCCAAUUAACAUCACAAUACUGCUUAUGCUGCGAAAGUAAUGUCGCAGAACGUUUCGUAACAUUGUGUUAAUACGUAUACUGUGGGCAAGGAGAUACGACUUACCAGAACAGUCGAUGGUUUUUAUAACGUCAACAUUUUUCAAAAUUAAAAUGCUUCAACUAA
Paramormyrops kingsleyae is the source of this 4243-nucleotide messenger RNA. Its product is annotated as SLIT and NTRK-like protein 1. Gene Ontology annotation, biological process: positive regulation of synapse assembly; axonogenesis. NCBI's taxonomy places the organism in Eukaryota, Metazoa, Chordata, Actinopteri, Osteoglossiformes, Mormyridae. Gene Ontology annotation, cellular component: GABA-ergic synapse; postsynaptic density membrane; glutamatergic synapse. Gene Ontology annotation, molecular function: protein binding. The record is from RefSeq and is a predicted model, not a curated record.